Molecule: messenger RNA, 2145 nt
Organism: Dioscorea cayenensis subsp. rotundata (Guinea yam)
Lineage: Eukaryota; Viridiplantae; Streptophyta; Magnoliopsida; Dioscoreales; Dioscoreaceae
Product: probable leucine-rich repeat receptor-like protein kinase At1g35710
Exons: 3
Coding region: 1-2145 (714 amino acids)
Cellular component (GO): plasma membrane
Molecular function (GO): protein binding
Source: RefSeq, a predicted model, not a curated record
AUGAAUCCCAGCCAUGUCAUCAAGCUUGAUCUCCGACAGCACCCUUCUAAUUAUAUCUCUGAUUAUUAUGACUUGCCACCAAGUAAAGUGGUGGCAUUUAUGCUCACUAAUCUGCCUCAUUAUCUCAACUUCACAUCUCUUCGUGUGCUUGAUCUUUCUUACAAUUCUGACCUGAACAUCACUCUGUUUCAAUGGUUGUUCAAUCUCACUAGCCUUGUUUAUCUUGAUCUUUCUCGUUGUGCUUUGUAUGGCAAGUUACCAGUCACAGUUGGUAACUUGAGUCGCUUGAGAGUCUUCAGCUUGUCAGAUAACUCUUUUGGUGGAGUGAUUCCAGAGUCCUUUGGAAAUCUUGGUAGCUUGGAGAAACUUGAUUUGUCAAACAAUAAAUUCAUUGGAAGCAUUUCGGAAGCUCUGAGCAAUCUUACAAAUUUAGUGCACUUUGAUUUGUCUUUUAAUAUGAUCGUAAAGUUGCCAGAAAGCAUCGGGAUGUUGCAAAAGUUGGUGUCCUUUGAUUUGUUUGAAAACCAAGUUCAGGGAUUGAUGCCUGCAAGCAUUGGCAAUCUAAGAAACCUACAAUACUUGGAUUUGUCAUGGAAUAUGAUCAGUGGAGCCAUUCCUGAAUCCUUGGGCAAUCUCACACUUUUACAGCAUUUUAAUGGCGCUGAAAAUUAUCUCAGCGGAAAAUUGCCUGAAACAAUAGCGAAUUUUGUUCACCUUCAGUUCAUAGAUUUGUCUCAAAAUGAGAUAAGUGGAAAGUUACCAGAAGGUUAUGGAAAUCUUAGCCAAUUGCAGCAGUUGAGAAUGCAGGGCAAUGGCAUCAUGGGGGGAUUACCAGAAUAUGUAGGAAAGCUGUCUAGCUUGUUGGAGCUUGAUUUAUCCAACAACAACAUCAACGGAACAUUGCCAAAAGUCAUGGGGAGCUUAUGCAAGUUACAGAUCUUGGAUUUAAGUAGCAAUAUGUUCAGUGGAGGCAUUGAUGGCCUUGUUGAUGGAUUGUCUAAAUGCAGGGAGAGCAAGUAUGGUUCUGCUUCGGAAAAUUGGGAGGGUCUACAAACUUUGAAUCUGGGAAACAAUAAGCUGAAUGGAACAGUUCCAGAGAACAUAGGCCAAUUAUCUAAGCUAGAUUCCCUAGAUCUCUCUUCAAAUUCUUUGAAGGGUGUCUUAACUGAAUCUCAUUUUGCUAGUCUAGUAAGCUUGGCAGUUUUGGACUUGUCCUACAACUCGUUGCAAUUGAAUGUAAGUGAGAAUUGGGAGCCUCCUUUUUCUUGCUUGGCCAUCCGUAUGUGUUCUGUCAAAGUAGGGCAUGUUUUUCCCACUUGGCUAAAAACUCAGAAAUAUUUGAGUUACCUUUGCUUAUCAGAUGCAGGAAUUUCAGGCAACAUCCCUGCAUGGUUAGGAUCUCUAAGUCUCGCCUCUGGCUAUGUUCUCAAUCUAUCAAAUAACAAUUUCGAGGGGAGGCUACCAACUUCUUUGAAAAAUUACACUUUCUAUAGCAUAGAUUUGAGUUCAAACAGAUUUGAAGGCCCAUUACCUGAGCUUGAUCCCUCCUUUUUGCUUGUUAUCUAUCUCAACAACAACUCGUUCUCUGGGUCUAUUCCAUCUUACUUUGCUAAUGCUUCUUAUAUUCAAGUUUUCUCUAUAUCUGAUAAUCAUAUCAAUGGCAAUAUUCCAUCGUUCUUCUGUAACCUUACUACCUUGGAAUUGCUUGAUAUAUCUAAUAAUGAUAUGUCUGGAGGACUUCCCAAUUGUUGGAAUUCAACAUCAGCAUUGGAAAUUAUUAAUUUAUCUGACAAUAAUUUCAAUGGUAAAAUUCCUGAUGGCCUUGUGUCCUUGACCAAUCUCCGAUCCUUACAUUUGAGAAACAAUGAAUUCUCUGGAGAUCUCCCCUUGUCCUUGAAAAUGGCCAAAAAAUUGGUCACUCUUGACAUUAGUGAGAACAAACUCUCAGGUAGCAUACCAAUAUGGAUAGGAGAAAACCUUUCAUCUUUAAUUGUGCUUUGCUUGAGAUCAAAUUUAUUACAUGGCAUCAUUCCAUCACAAUUAGCAAAACUUUCCUCUCUUCAGAUUCUGGACCUUGCACACAACAACCUAUCAGGUUGCAUUCCUCAUUCUUUUGGUGAUUUCAAAGCCAUGAAUCUCUGUUGA